This is a messenger RNA of Striga asiatica, 4114 nucleotides long. The record is from the annotation of a GenBank genome assembly. Lineage: Eukaryota; Viridiplantae; Streptophyta; Magnoliopsida; Lamiales; Orobanchaceae.
AUGCUGCUCCGGUCGCUCCUCCGAGCAACCGCCGCCGCAUCACCGUUCAAGCAAUCGCAGUGGCAUCUCACUGUGUGCCGCAGCAUGGCCGCGAAGGCCUCCAAACCUCCCAAUCCCCCUACUAAUAAAGGGAAGAAACCCCAAUCCAAAUUCGAUCCCAGGGACAAGAAACCGGAAGAAAUGCAGGCGGUUAAUCCCGAAUCUUCCGCCAAGGAAGAAGCCGAACUACGCCGGCGCCAGCUGGCGGAGGAUGAGAAGAACCCCGCCCUUGACGUUGGGCCCAACGGCCGCCCUCUAUUCGCAUCCGCUUCCUCUCUCUCUUUGCUCAACAAGGACGACGUCAAUACUUACUUCAAAUUCAGGCAAUACAUUCUUCUGAUAAACUUCAUGGAUGAGUUAAAAAGGUUUUUGCCAGAGGGCCUGCCAUUGGGAAUGAUGAAGGAAUUUGAGGAAUCAUACAGGAGUGCCUUGUUGGUGAGGCAGAGUUUCAUUGAUCUCCGUGAUAAUUUUUGUCAGGCUGCUAAACCUUCCAUUGAGGUUAACUUUAAAGCUCCCAAAGUUAAAAAGCAAAUCGUGUUAGAUGGGCCCUUGAGCUGUGGGAAGAGUAUCGCUCUAGCAAUGCUUGUUUACUGGGCUCGCAAGGAAGGUUGGCUAGUGUUUUAUGUCCCCAAAGGUCGAGAAUGGACACAUGGUGGGUUAUUCUAUAAGAAUCCUCAGACUGGUUUGUGGGAUACCCCUGUGCAGGCGGCAAACAUUCUGCAAUGCGGAGGAGAUCCAUUUUGUUUUUCUUUGGCCUUUAACAUUACAAUUUCUGACGGACAUUUACGAGAAUGUGCUGCUUUCUUGCAGCGGGUUGUUAUUGCGACAGUGGAUUUUUUGAAGUUCAACAAGUCUUGCUUGCAAGGUUUGAAAUGCAACAUACUGGAUCCUAUUCCAUUAGGAGAGGGUGCUGGUGUUGGGUGGCCCAAGGGUAGUGAUAAAAUGCCAAUUUCUGAAGGGACAACUCUCUAUGAGCUUGUUGAGGCUGGUCUAAACGACAGUCAUGCUGCUGUUGGAGUGGUUGUUCGAUUGAGGAAGGAAUUAGCAGAAGUAACAAGUGUUCCUGUUCUUUUUGCAAUUGAUCAAUAUAACAGUUGGUUUACAUUCACUGAUUUUGAGGAACCAGUAACAGUUCGGUCUUGCCGACCUGUUCAUGCUAGAGAACUCGCUACUGCUGUUGUCAUGUGUAUAUUGCAGGUAAACGCGUUUAGGUCUAUGAUGCACGAUGACAUGAUGGUGGGCGCCUUUUCCCAUUCUACUGCUGUGGGGAAAUUGCGUCAAGAGUUGCCUGAUGUUCCUGCUGAUGCUCGAAACUAUUUUCCUCGGUACAGUUUGGAUGAAGCUAAUACUGUCUGCCACUACUAUCUCAGGCAAAGACUUGUGAGACGAGAUGCAUUCACGGAGGCCAACUGGAAGAAAAUUUUCUACUUGUCCAAUGGAAACGGAACAGAGAUGAGACGCCUGGUGCCAUUCAUGCGGUGACCUAAAGAAAAUAAAUGAUUGAAUGCUACUCUAUGUAAUGCACAAGAUGGAGGCCUUCCUUUAUCUUUUAAGAAAAAUAGUUUUGUUUUAAUCUCUAAUGCCCGAGGAACAAUGAAUCUUUAUUUUAAAGGUAUCAUCCAGCAUUUUCUUUUUGUCUGACGAUGAAUAUGAGAAACUACUGGCACUUGCUUGUUUGCAUCAGGCACCUAAAAGUGUUUUAGGCUUCUACUGCGAUUCACAUUUUCUUUUGUUGGGGUUUCCACAAACAAGGUAACUAUCCUUAUUUGGAUUUUGCAAUUUAAUUUUCGAAAUUCAAUAUCUUCAGCUUUGAUGUGCCCAUUUGCGCAUCAAUUAUAUUCAUAAUGCACGUUUCUUGUAAGCCAGAGUUGCACAUUUAUUGUUGCAUUACACCAGAAAACAUAAUACAAAUCACACAAAACAUCACACGAUGAUUAAACAUAACUCAAGAAAGCUCAUCGUAACCACAGCGGCUCAUCAAAUUGGCCCGUCAACUUAUCCUCAUCCCUUAAGCAUAGACGUGAAACACCUUCACUCACCUCAUCACCCGAAAACAAUGGCCUCGGGUGCCAUGCUGGCGUCCCGUUCUCAUACCCAUUCCACGUCAGCCUCCUCAAACCACUCCCAUCCAACCUCACCAAGUACAAAUCCCCGUACGGCUGGAACUGGUUCGGCAACCCCACCGGCUCAGCCGUCACACCCCCCAAAUUCGCGGUGAACAGCAGCCAUUCGCUAUCCUCACUGAAGCAAACGUGGUUCAACCUCUCCCUCUCUUCCUCGACUCCUGCCACCUGGACCCUCGUCACACCCGUGCCGUCCGGCUUCACCAAAUAUAUCCCGAAAGCAUCCGUGUUGUCCUGAUUGUGCCGGUUGGAGGAGAAGGCAAUUAGGUUCCCAUCAGGCGACCAGCUCGGCAUUGUGUCUAUCCACGGCCCUUCUGUAAGCUGGCGGAUUUCCCCCUCCAUCUCGCCUUUAACUGCAUCCACUAUGUACAGAUUCUUGUGGCCCGACCGUCCGGAACGGAACACGAUGGAUUUCCCAUCCGGCGAGCACGAUGGGAAGGCAUUGUUACCUGUGCCUUCUUUCGUGAGAAUUUUGAUUUCCACAGGGCAAUUACCGGAUAGAUGAUGAUGUUUGCGGUCGAACGUGACACGAGCGAUCUGCACAGCUGUAUCCACGGACUCGAAGAUGGGGCCGAUGGAUGUGAAGAUGACAUUGUCGGUAACCGGGCUCCAUGAAUUGCAGAAGGAUGUUCGGUUCUCGAUAAGCGUCCACCUCAUGGAGCCGUCGGAUUUCACGACCUUGAGGCCGGCCAAGUCGUGAUUGAAAGCGAUGAGGUCUCCUGAAGGGGAGAACGCCGGGAAAGAGCCGUUAAGCCUAAACAUGUCGAGAUUUUGAGUUGGACUGGUGAUCGGAUCAAGAUGUGGGAUCGUGGACUCCGAUUCCCCUCUGAACCGAUGGUAGCCGAGGGAAUUGGAUUCGGGUGAAAGGAAAGGAUUGUAGUGGUGGAUAUUAGGGUUUAUACGCUCCGUCACCGGAUGGAAUUUCUGACUAUCCACGUCGAAAAUCUCGAUGUGGCGGUAUUUGCUGCCCUUGCGUCUUGUGGCAACGGCGAGCUUGUUGCCGCCUUGAUGCAUUGCGGCGGGAGUGAAACAAUGGAUGCCCGGCGUUGUGACGCGGACGGGUGCCUGCAAGGCGCUGGUCGAUGCAAAAUUGUUCGGUAAGUCUGCUCUGUAAAUGCUCCACCAACCAUCGUCCGCCAGCUGGUGGAAAUACAGAGACGAGUCUCCGGACCAUGUGGGCCAGCUUCCGCGCUCGCACACCACAACACGCUUCGCAGGAUCUGACUCUUGGAAAACCACUAUAUUCGUUUCGAGAUGGCGGAACUCGCCGCCCCAUGGCCGGGACCCGUAUGAAGCUACAGCAACAAGCUUCCCGGAGCGUGAGACGGCCGGGCUGUAAUCAACGGAGCCGUAGGGCGUCAGCCGCACGGCGGCUUUCUCAUUCCCCUCGCAGAGCUUGGUCGAGUAGAGAGCCGACCAGCUCCGGAACGGCUCGUCGGGCCGCUCGUGAGCCGAAAUGAAAUAGAGCCGGCCGUUUUUCACGACGGGACGGUCGUGAAAGAGGCUUUCCGGCGGGGUAUGGAGUUGUUCGGGGCUACUUUCACCCGCUCGGUUUAAGAAGAUCCGGGCGGAUCCGGUUCUCUCGGAGAUGAAAACGAGGGUCCCGUCCUCAUCCACGAACUGGCCAUUAAAAUUGAUGGAUCGGCCGUCGGUUAGGCGGUGCUCGGGAAAUGGGUCGUCGAAAUUGGAUGGCAGGGUGACGGAGAAAACGUCGAAGCCGUAAUUGGGCCUGCCGACGGAGGAGAAAAUGAUAGUACCGGUGGGUGGAUCCAUAGCACGUGAAAUUUUGCGGUGAGAAAAGUAGAUUGGGAUUGUUUGUAGAUUGUAAUUUAAACGGCGAAAUUGGCGGUGGAGGUGACGGUAAGAGACGGUGGCAUUAAGGAAUUUAUAAGUGAGGCCGCUAAAGGAUAAGUUGAAGACGACAGCAAAAGUGGUGGGGGAAUAGCGUAAGC